Solea solea (common sole) is the source of this 3984-nucleotide messenger RNA. RefSeq names its product neuronal PAS domain protein 4a (gene npas4a). The record is from RefSeq and is a predicted model, not a curated record. Gene Ontology annotation, molecular function: protein dimerization activity; DNA-binding transcription factor activity, RNA polymerase II-specific; RNA polymerase II transcription regulatory region sequence-specific DNA binding. Bases 884 to 3703 code for a protein of 939 amino acids. Gene Ontology annotation, biological process: regulation of transcription by RNA polymerase II. NCBI's taxonomy places the organism in Eukaryota, Metazoa, Chordata, Actinopteri, Pleuronectiformes, Soleidae. The transcript has 8 exons.
CACUGUAAUAAUAAGAAUAACGUGCACCUGCUGUGUAUUUAGCGGCAGGUCCGACGCAAACAGCGCAGUGACGGGCAUCCUGCCUCAAGAGCCAGACUUAUAAACACACUGAUCCGUUUCGUAUGCAGCCCAGCAUCCCUUCACCUCCUCCCUCUGCACCCCCCUCCCUCCUCCUCCUCCUCUAAUACACCGGAGUCCGGUGACUCCGUUUACGUUUUACGCUUGCUCCGCCCCUCAGUCGGUUUUGUCCAAAUCGGGCUUUUUGCGUCGCCGGAGCUCCCGGUUUCAGGCCGACGUCAUCAACGAGUAGAGGGAAGAGCUGACGUCGAGGAAGAGUCACCGAAAGGAGAGGGCAUAGGUGAGGGAGGGGGGAGAGCUUAACCAAUGCAAACACAGAUAUCUUCAGCCCCCCUCCUUCCCUUUUACGUCGGUGUUGGGAGCCCCCCUACUCCGGCGGAGUCCCAGGCUAUAUAAGUGACCGGCGAGCAGAGUCCCUCAACCAGAUUUACGGGUUCCGGACUUGAGUGUGCGAUAGACGGCGACUAGAGCCGCCGAUUCACCUGCACUCCGUGAGGGGGGACGGACAUCCACAGCAGCCGGCCAGCAUCCCAGCUGGGCGCUGUGGUGGAGCUACUACAUCAGAUAGACAGAUAGACAGACAGACAGGACAGGACAGGACAGGAGAAGGUUUUCAGAACCUUACUCUCUCACACACACACACCGUAGCUGAGAUGAAAGUGCAAUAACACACCUCAGAGCUUUUCUCACAAACUGUCUCCAGACACGGGGACACUUUCAGCAGCGACACGACGUCAAACAGCACUCCGCUCCACAACUCUCCAAACCCGCACCUGCAGGAAUUUCCGAUCAGUUCACCGCAACAAUGUACCGCUCAACCAAAGGAGCAUCCAAGGCUCGAAGGGACCAGAUCAACGCCGAGAUCCGGAACCUGAAGGACUUGUUGCCCAUAACCGAUGCAGAUAAAGCUCGGCUCUCAUACCUGCACAUCAUGUCACUCGCCUCCAUGUACACCAGGAAAUCCGUCUUCUUCACCCAAGAAGCGGGAACAGCCGCUGGCAGCCUCGAGGAAAGCAGGCAGUUUCUGUCUUUCCAUGAACUGUCGGAGUUGGUGCAGGCGUUGCCGGGCUUUCUGAUGCUGCUGACUGGGGAAGGGAAGCUCCUGUACAUGUCAGACAGCGUCUCUGAGCAUCUUGGACACUCCAUGGUGGAUCUUGUGGCACAGGGUGACAGUGUGUACGACAUCAUCGACGCCUCUGACAGCCUGACCAUGAGGACGAACCUGUCAACCUCUACAUCACUUGAGAUAGAUCGUCUCUUCCGCUGUCGUUUCAACACCUCAAAGUCAGUGCGGAGGCAGAGUGCUGGGAACAAGCUGGUUCUGAUCCGAGCUCGCUGCCUUUCUCCCCCUUCCACUUCUUCAGCCGGCGGGUCCUACUGGACCUCCAACCCUGUGUGGGUGUGUUUCUGCUCCCCACUGGAGACGCACCCGACUCGGUCCGGCCCCGGGGCGGAGAGGGAGCUGACCUCCACCCCUCCACUGGCUGAUACCAACUUGUUUCUGACCUGCUUCUUCUCCCAACAUGGCCGGGACAUGAGGCUGGAGACAGCGCAGGACAGUGUGAGCGCCUAUCUUGGCUUUGAUGUGACAGCUUUACGCUCCCGCUCCUGGUACAGCCUCCUCCACCCACAGGAUCUGUCACAUGCCUCCGCUCAGCACCGUAGCCUAUUGAGAGAGGGAGGAGAAGGCAGAGCUGAGAUGGUGGUGCGUGUGCAAGCUCAGGACCAGUCGUGGGUUUGGCUGUACAUGGUGCUACAGCUGCAGCCGGGAGAAUUCCCCAUCAGCAGCAACAACUACGUCAUCAGUGAGUCUGAGGCCUGGUCAGUGCGUCAGCAGCUCACCACAGAGCAGACCCAGCUGACCCUGGUUCUGACCACUGGCACCUCCCAGCAAGAGAGUCUGAGUCUGCAGUCCCCAGACACCCUGUCCAGCCCAGACCAGGUCUUCACCCCAGGCAGCAGCGGCCUGUCGGCACAGUCCUUUGACUUCAGCACCACUGGCUGCAGUGUGGGCUCUUCUGAUGAACCGGGCAGCUCGGCUGCAGAGCCUAUGCAGGUGGAGGGUGACCCUCGCUCCAGCAUCUCCUCCCUGGAGGAGGAAACCUUCUUCCAGCAGCAUCCUACGGAGAGCCCCUCCGCUGCCUCCUCCCCCACCCCGGUUACUGUUGAAACAGUGACAGACUUGGACUUUUUGACCCAAAACAUUCUCCUCCCGCCGUCCUUCCAGCUUGAGCCCCCGCUGCCAUCUCUCCCCCUGCCUCUCCCACCUGUCCCCACCUCAGAAGCUCAGCAGACCAAAGAGUUUGUCUGCACACCGCCCUACACUCCACACAUCAGUGGGGCCAGCUUCCCCUUUGGUGAACCCCUCUUCAGCUUCGACCCCACUGGCACCACCACACCUCCGCUCUCUGCUACAACAGCCACGGCCACCACCUCGUUGGCCCCUUCUGCGCCCUCCACUGCCCCUCCCACUACCACCUCCAGCCCUGCUCCACCCACAACACUCUCUACCAAGCUUCCCCUCACUCUACCAACUCUCUCCACUGACCUCCUCUUCCCAGUGGAGCCAUGUAGUGGCUCCCUGUAUGAGAAGCUGCCCCCUACACCUGACAGCCCUGGAGAUGGUGACUGCACAGUCAUGACACUGCCCGAGGUGCGGGGUCCACUGUAUGUAGAUGUACCAAUGGGGCCACUCCAGUGUCCCCCCGAGGGCCUCCUCACCCCUGAGGCCUCACCUGGUAAACAGCCCUGCCUCUCCUUCUUCUCCUUGGAGAGAGAGAGGGAGAAAGAAAGGGCAGAGAUCUCGCUCUUAGCUCAACACAUCAGCUCAUUGGCAGAGGGGUUCUAUCUAGAUCCACUCCUGUCCAAACUCUCUCCUCCCUCCAUGUCACCCUCAUCCUCCCCUCCCUCCCCCUUCCUGUCCCCCAGCUUAGAAACCGCUGGCGUCGAUUCAGUCCACAUGCCUAGGGAGUUUUAUCCCAUCAAAGCAUGGAGAGGUCUGGACAUUCCCAUGUUCCUAGACGAUGAUGACUCUCUGUUUGAAGAGAGCAUCCUAGAAACUUUGCUCCAAGACGACUUCGCUCCCCCUCCUCCUCAGUCCCCCUGUCCUUCAUCCCCAUCCCCAUGCACCUCUCCCGUGCCCAACCCCACCAGCCCAGCCUCUCCUCAAACCCCAGUGUACUGGCACCAACCCUCCCAGUUUGAGGGAGUGGGCCACUUCUGUAGCGUCCAAUCGGCGCAAUGUAACUCCACAGCCGGGUGUGGGGCGACUGUGGCCUCCGAGGCUGGGGUGAAUGCGGUAGGGGAGGGGCUUGGGGAGGAAGCAAUGGAGAUCGAGGUGGCGUCAUCUCCUAUGUCCUCUUGCUCCUCCAUCCCAGCGUCCCCUCCCCUCAUUCUCACCGUCUCCCCCGGCCCGGCCACCGCCAUGCCCAUCGGCUCGCCCACACCUGCUGUGUCUUGCACUCAGUCCCUCCUGGAGGAACUGGCCGUCCUGGAACCCAUGUUUGGGGCAGGUGCCUCGAUCGCCCCUGGCUUAGGGCAACAACCUGAGUUGUAUCAACUCCAAUGUCAUCCAUCGCCACAGUGCUUCCACAAAGAUGGGAGUGGAAGUGUUCCUCCGUUCUAAAAUAAGUCUGUGACUUACUUCAUUAAGUAUGGCAUAUUGUCAUAUUUUGUGGAGCCACUUUUACUGAAAAGUAAAACAUAAUUAAGUGUAUAAAUAUACAUAAUGUAUAUACAACUUAAGGACUUUAACUCCUACAUGUCUCCUGAGAACAAAGAUUGGCUUGAUAUUUUUGUUCAGUCCAUAGUCUGUAAACUACUACAAAACUGGUGCAACAUUUACACGAUGGUGCGACCGCAUGGACCCAUAACUGACUGGGUUUUGGGCCCAUGUGGUGUCCGUCU